This is a messenger RNA of Macadamia integrifolia, 591 nucleotides long. RefSeq lists its product as uncharacterized. Gene Ontology annotation, molecular function: aspartic-type endopeptidase activity. Gene Ontology annotation, biological process: proteolysis. The coding region runs from base 1 to 591 and encodes 196 amino acids. The record is from RefSeq and is a predicted model, not a curated record. NCBI's taxonomy places the organism in Eukaryota, Viridiplantae, Streptophyta, Magnoliopsida, Proteales, Proteaceae. The transcript is spliced from 2 exons.
AUGUAUGCACUAUCAGCCAAGGAGGUUGAAGUCAGCCCUAAUGUGGUAGCAGGUAUCCUAUCUAUCUUGGGUAUACCAACUUACGUAUUAUUUGAUUCUGGAGCAUCGCAUUCAUUUGUAUCUAAAAGAUUUGCUAAGAAGAUUGAUAUGUCACCCAAGGCUCUAGAGAGCAAGUUGAUUUUUAGUACACCUAUAGGCAAAGUAGCACAGUUAAAUGAAGUGUAUGGACCACAUUCAGUUGAAAUUGGUGGCAAAAAGCUGGAUGCCCAGCUUAUCAAAUUCAACAUGCAGAAUUUUUAUGUCAUACUGAGCAUGGACUGGUUGUCAACUCACUGGGUGAAUGUGAUGUGCGCUGAGAAACAAAUUCAGGUGGGCUACCCAGUUUCAUUACAAGAUGUGGAAGCGAAGGUCACACCAUUAGAGGAAUUAAAUAUAGUUAACGAGUUUCCCAAUGUCUUUUCUGAUGAUCUAACCCAGCUACCUCCAGACAGAGAAUUAGAGCUUACAAUUGAUCUGGUUCCUGGAAUAGCCCCUGUGUCUAAAGCUCCAUACAAAAUGGCACCACCUGAGCUAAAGGAGUUGCCGACAUAG